Messenger RNA from Solea solea (common sole), 7307 nucleotides. Its product is annotated as E3 ubiquitin-protein ligase RBBP6-like. Bases 923 to 6736 code for a protein of 1937 amino acids. The record is from RefSeq and is a predicted model, not a curated record. Lineage: Eukaryota; Metazoa; Chordata; Actinopteri; Pleuronectiformes; Soleidae. Gene Ontology annotation, molecular function: nucleic acid binding; zinc ion binding; ubiquitin protein ligase activity. The transcript is spliced from 20 exons. Gene Ontology annotation, cellular component: nucleus. Gene Ontology annotation, biological process: ubiquitin-dependent protein catabolic process; protein ubiquitination; mRNA processing.
CACAUCCGGUUCCGUCCAGCGCCAUUUUGAUGAAACAGCGAGGAGACGAACCAUCACCGGGGAGGAUUUUAUGGAUUUAACUUGAAUAAUUAACCGGAUAAACAACUUAACGCAUUACGUGGCGAAACGCAACCGUGGACCGAAGAGGAAUCUUUGUGUUUUGACUGCGUAACUAGUGGAUUUUGUGAGACUACUCGACAGUUGAAGUGACUGACCGUGUUAGCAUAGCCACUUAUUUUGGUUUAGUAGAGGGAGCCGUUGUAUCAUGUUAGCUAACUCACCAAUCUGACACGAUAUAUACGGGUUUCUAGUGUAUUAUAUUUGAGGUCGAGCGGCGACAGAAACUGUGGACUCGUUGCGGAAGUGUUGUGGACUUUCUGGUUAUUCAGUCGUAUUGGUGUGACUUGUAAUAUAAACUAUUUACAGCAGACCAAGCUAAGGACUGGUGGUGAGGCAACCCCAGGCCCGCUGCUAGCUCCACUGGUGGCGCAGCGGCCCGGGCUUUCCUCCAAGGACAAUUCACUACGGACUUGGCCUCAUUUUAUUCCCCGUAAGCAAAGAUUGAUAUCGUGCCACAUGGACUCUCUUGGAUUCGGUGGCAUCCUGUUGUGUUUUCCGGACUUUGAAUAACUUGCGAGACACACGGCGCCGCUUAAUGGCGCUCUGGCCUCGCACCUCGAUCAUUUUUCUUUGGCAAUAACAAAGACUGUGACUACAUCUGCGAUCUGAACCCAUCCACAUAUUAUCCCUUUCUCUGUCAUCAGUGUUUUAGCGCACAUCAAGAAGGUUUACAUAUUAAAAACACAAUAUAUAGUCUCCUAUGUUCAGUGUUGACGCUGUUUUAUUUUGUAAUCAUACCAGCCCUGUGGUUUUUGGUUUUUCCCCUUGUGCUUAAUUGAGUAUAGUGCUUAGAGCUGUUAAAAUGUCGUGUGUUCACUACAAGUUUUCUUCCAAACUGGACUACAACACAGUCACUUUCGAUGGGCUGCACAUCACUCUCAACGAGCUUAAACGGCAGAUUAUGGCUCGGGAGCGCCUCAAGGCCACAGACUGCGACCUGCAGAUCACCAAUGCGCAAACUCGAGAAGAAUAUACUGAUGAUGAAGCCCACAUUCCAAAACACUCGUCCGUGAUUGUCCGCCGUACUCCGAUCGGUGGAGUAAAACCUGCUGGCAGGACGUUCAUUGUAGAUCGUUCUGACACAGCUGUGGUGGGAUCAUCUAGACCCACCGAUUCUUCUCCCUCUAUGUCACUCGCCCAACUUGCCAAGACUGCUAAUCUGGUUGAUGCAAAUGCAUCAGAGGAAGACAAGAUCAAAGCUAUGAUGUCUCAGUCCAACCAUCAAUAUGACCCCAUACAUUACUCCAAGAAGGCAGUGGGACCUCCACCCGCUAAUUAUACCUGCUUUCGCUGUCUAAAGGCUGGUCACUACAUUCGACAGUGCCCCAUGCUGCUGGUCCAGGAUAAGAGUGUAGAGGCUCCUAAGCCGGUAAAGACCAGUAAAGGUAUUCCUCAGAGCUUCAUGGUGAAAGCUGAGCCAGGCACCAAAGGAGCCAUGUUAACCAGCACUGGAGAAUACGCAAUACCUGCGAUAGAUGCGGAAGCAUAUGCUCAAGGAAAGAAAGAGCGCCCUCCCUUUGUUCCUCAUGAGCAGUCAUCAUCUGAGGACGAUUCAGACCCAAUCCCUGAUGAACUCCUCUGCCCAAUCUGUAAUGACUUGAUGACAGAUGCUGUGGUUAUACCCUGCUGUGGGAACAGUUACUGUGAUGAAUGUAUAAGGACUGCCUUGUUGGACUCGGAGGAGCAUAUCUGCUUCACAUGUAAGCAGUCGGAUGUUUCACCUGAUAAUCUAAUUGCCAACAAAUUUCUUCGUCAGGCUGUAAACAACUUUAAGAAUGAGACGGGAUACACCAAACAAUCUCGCAAGCAGGUCCAACAUGCAACCUUGCCGCCACCGCGCCCUCAGUUGACCAGGCCACUGCCCUCAAGACAGCAAGACCCACUGCUAGCAAAUGCCAUUCCCUCACCUCCAAGUGUACCCACAGCUGCACCUCAAUCACAGGUCCAGCCCCCUGUAUCUACUCCUGCUGAUACAUCCACUGCUCCUAGUUCUCCUCAAGCAACUGCUGUUGAUGGUCAAGAUGUUUCAACAUCCCCUGCACCUGCUGCUGACCAUCAUUCUCCGAUUCACUCCUCCAGCCAGGGUGAACCACCCCCUCCAGGUGAAAUAGAUCCAGAACCACCUGUGAGAGCAGCCUCCGAAACUACCUCAGAGAGUGGAUCACAUGCCUUCCAUUUACCACUUAUUGGCCAUCCACCACCUGCAAGGCUGCCUAAUCCACCAGGUCACCAGUCAAGGCCGCAUCACUCUCAGAGAGGGGGAGGCAGACCGUGGGAGAGGUCCUACAGAAGUAGAGGAGAGUACCCCCCCACCCACAUCCAAACGGCUCCACCUCUUGCACCCGCUCCUCCAGUAUAUCCAUCUCCGUCCCUGUAUCCUCCCCCACUGCAGCCCUACCCCCCUCCAUACACCACUGGCCCCGGCCUUAUUGGUCCUCCUCCAAUUGGUUACCAACCCCAGCCUAUCUAUGCCCCUGGACCACCAGGGCUCAACCUCAAUGCAUGGGUUCCCCCUGGUACCCAGCCCCAUCUACCCCAUCUUCCACCUUCCCUUCCUCAGCCUCCCCUCUCAAAGGACGAUUUCUACAGACAGCGGCACAGACAGGACAAAGUCACCUCCAAACUAGAUGAAUUUACUCAAGACUUCCACAAAGAACUUAUGAAGUACAGAAAUUCCCCAAAGAGACGACGACGGUCUUUCUCCAGGUCCCGGUCGUACAGUCGCUCUCCGUUCAGCCGUUCUUACAGUCGCUCAAGAUCCAGAUCCAGGUCUUACUCUUAUACCCCCAGUCGAUCACGCUCCCGUUCACGCUCCCAUGGUCGGUCUUAUCCCCGCUCCCCUUACUCCAGACGCAAUGGACGCAGUUAUGGACGCUCACGGACAAGAUCCCGCUCCCGUUCGCGGUCCUACGGGUACCGGCGCUCUGGCUCACCACGAUCUCCUACCUCCUAUCGGGGUCCAGGCUGGGAGGGACCAGAAGGAGCAGUACCCUUCAGGUCCAGGUCACGGUCUCGUUCCCCUGGGGGCUUCCGAAGCCGCAGCCCAGGGGGGCGGAAGCUACCACCUCGGGAGCUGCCACCAUAUGAGCUUAAGGGAAGAAGCCCUGGAGGUGAUGAUCGCUGGGAGAGGGAAAGGUAUCGACAAUGGGAAAAAGAAUACACAGAUUGGUACAACAAAUACUACAAAGACUAUGACGGCCAACCACCUUCAAUGCAUCACAGAGGCCGUGGCAGCAGAGACAGAGACAGAGACAGGGACAGGGUGCGUGAUAGAAUGUCCCCACUAUCAAGAGAUUACUCUCCCCAUGGUAGAGGAAGAAGAGGGAGAGAAGAGAGAGGUGCUCCCCCUCACCAUCCUCCAUCCUCUUCCUCAUCUGGGACUAAGUCCAGUAACAAAGUCUUGAAAACAAAGAAAUUGAAAAGAAAAAAGACUGGAGAGGAAGCGGAGGCUUCAAAUCAGUCAGACAGAGGUGAUGCUACUCCUGUCAGAGAUGAACCGAUGGAUGAAAUCCCCUCACUCAAUACAACAUCUCCUGUCUCCUCAAAACCUGCAUCUGGUUCUGCAUCCGCUAAAGCUCCAGCUUCUAAAAGUUCUGCUGCACCAGCUAAACCUUCGACCAAGGCUACAUCAAAGACACAGUCUGACAAAACUAAGAAGGAUAAGGGUCAGAAGGUUAAAGCUAAAGUGAAGACAGAGAGUGUGAAACCAAAAAGUGAAAAGGUAAAGAAAAAGUCUGUAGAAGGGGUGGCCAUCAAAAAGAAAGAUUCAUCUUCCUCCUCCUCCUCUGUUGCUAAACCAUUAAAGACCAUUAAAACUAAAUCAGAAGAUGCUUUGAGCUCAACUACCCCUAAAAAAGACAAGAGUAAAAGCUCUUCAGUUAGGCCUCCUCUGCUUAAGACCCCUCCACUGUCCUCCCAGAACAUGCCUCUACCUCUUCCUUCUGUUCAUGACGGUCCCCGUCUUGGCCAUGACAUUCGGGGAAGAAGAGAUCUUCCACCUAGUGGUGGUCUACUUCCCAUGACUCAUCAACAUGGACUCCCACUCCUUCAUCGACCUCCCUCACCAGCGGACAGUCGUAGAAGAAUGGGAGAUGAGGGCCGCUCUUUACUUGGACCUCCUCCCGGAAAGCUGAGGAGGAUUGAUGGGCUUGGUGGUGACGUCCUCUGUCACCCACACCUUUCUCACCAGAUGCCGCUCCACAGACAUCCGCACUCAGACAGACCAGGUCUUCUUCCACUUCCAGGGAGCCGCGACAUGGGCCGUGGAGAGGCAGAUCGGGGACCCAUCAGACCUCUGAUGGACCUGCCGAUGUCACUACCCCAAAGGAGGAUUAAGUUGAACAGGGAUCUUGGGAGAAAAGGCAGCAUUGAUACGCCAGUCUCGGAGAGAGCACCAUCAGGCCCUGAGAAAACUGGUUCCACCUCAGACCGAUCAGCUGCUAUCAACUCAUCGGAAGGAGACAGAUCCAGCAGCACAUCAGAUGGAGCUGGAAGAAAGGACUGGCCUGCAUCUGCUGAGAGACAAGGUUCAGACCGAGAGCAGGACAAAAGCUCAGCACUGGACAGAGAGAGGGAGAGAGUCUCUGGCUCGGACAGGGACAGGGACAGGGUCUCUGGCUCAGACCGGAUCUCUAGCUCGGACAGGGAUAGAGUCUCUGGCUCGGACAGGGACAGAGUCUCUGGCUCGGACAGAGAGAGGGACAGAGUCUCUGGCUCGGACAGGGACAGGGUCUCUGGCUCGGACAGGGACAGGGACAGGGUCUCUGGCUCGGACAGGGACAGGGUCUCUGGCUCAGACCGGAUCUCUAGCUCGGACAGGGAUAGAGUCUCUGGCUCGGACAGGGACAGAGUCUCUGGUUCGGACAGGAUAUCGGACAGAGACAGGGUCUCUGGAUCGGACAGGGUAUCAGACAGGGACAGGGUCUCUGGCUCGGACAGGGACAGAGUUUCUGGCAUGGACAGAGACAGAGUCUCUGGCAUGGACAGGGACAGAGACAGAGUCUCUGGCUUAGACAGGGACAGAGACCGAGUCUCUGCCUCAGACAAAGACAGGAUCCCUGGAUCGGACAGGAUCCCUGUAUCGGACAGGGUCUCUGGAUCUGACAAAGAGAGACUUCCUGGAUCUGACAAAGAGAGACUCCCUGGAUCUGAUAAAGAGAGACUCCCUGGAUCUGACAAAGAGAGACUUCCUGUAUCUGACAAAGAGAGACUCCCUGUAUCUGACAAAGAGAGACUCCCUGGAUCUGAUAAAGAGAGACUCCCUGGAUCUGACAAAGAGAGACUCCCUGGGUCAGACAGAGAGAAGGACAAGGUCUCAGGCUCAAAUUCAGAAAAAGUAGCAGUUACAGUUCAAAGAGAUGCCGAAGGAGAGAGGACUGUGAGGACAGAGCGAAAGACCUCCAGUGGAGGAAGUGGAGUAGGUGGAGCAGGGCGGUCUGUCUGUCUGGAUAAAAUGACCAUUGGUGAGAAAUUGGCUGUCACCAAGAAACAGACGGACCCUCCAGAGAAACCAAGCGUGCCCUCUGAGAGAGGUGAAGGGUCAGAAAGAGCUGCUAAAUCUGACAGGAGUGUGUCCAAGGACAGAACAGAAAGGAGUGUCCCCUCUGGAGAGAAACCAGCUGCUGCUCAGAAAGAAGCAGUGAAAGAUUGCGAAGGGUCUGUUGUGAAGAAAAAACCACGGAUCAGUCGAAAGAUUCUGACUAGUCACACUGUGAGCUCUACCAGCACUGCACCAACGCAAGAACCACUCAUUCAGUUACCUCCUCGCUCCAAGUGGGAGAGAGAGGAUGAUGAAGAGGGGCAGGAAAAUGGAGUUGAUGUUCCCAAGGAGCCGACACCACCCGCUCAGAGGAGCCGAGGCAGAGAGGUUCUGGGUGAGGCAACUAAACCAAUCAGGGCCGAAGCCCGGGAUUUCGUAAGAGAGGAGAGGAGAGGUUUGAGGGAGGAGAAGAAAGUGAGAACACCACGGGACGAGGGUAAAGGUAGCAGGGUGUCGCAGUCAAAUUCUGAAAAACCAACCAAACCAAAAAUAGUGAGAGAGGAGAACAGAGGAGUGAGGGAUGAAGGGAGAUCUACUGCAAGAGAGGAGGCAAGAGGAGGAGGGGGAAGAGAUGAGGGGCGAGGAGUGACAGGGAAGGAAGAAAGAUUAUCAGAUGCCAGAGGUGGGGGAGGACGAGAGGGGAGUCGUGGCCCGGAGCCCAGGAGACAACGUUUGUGUUCUGACUUGGGCCGUGAGACAGACGAGGCCGCCUUUGUUCCCGAUUACAGCGAAGGUGAGGGAUCGGAACCAGAGAGAGGACAGAGUGGCAGUCCCAGUGUGUCCCAUAGCCAACCCUCCCGCAGCCCCACCCUGAGCAUCCACAGUGACACGGCAACCAACAACACAGCAGAAAAGAAGAAGAAGAAACACAAGAAACAUAAGAAACACAAAAAGCACAAGAAACACGGCAGUCAGGAAAAAGUGGAAAACAAGGAGCAUAAGCACAAACACAAGAAGAAGAAACAUAAAAAGAACAAAGACAAAGAUGAGGAGGAUGAUGAUGAUGAGGAGGAGGAAGAGAAGACAACAACCGAGAAAGUAGAAGAGGAAGCUCCUUCCAUACAGGAGCAAAGUUAACCUUGUUGGGCCAAAAUCUGUAAGGGUGAACUCAAACACUCGACUGAAAAGCUUCCCACUUAAACUGAUGCCCUGUCUUGUUCUAGAAUUGUGUUGUGGAUUCGCUGAGUCGCUGUGCGUGCAGCACAUGUUGAGAAACGUUCAGUUUUCUCAGUGCCAGCCAAUCAAAUCCGUUUGCAAAUAUCCCAAGGAGAGGCACUAGUCAAUAACAUCAGGUUCACGUGUUUUCACUGUUGCCUGUGAUUUCUGACGGACAGAGUGCACCCAACAAUGGCAAAUACCACAGCGCCAUCGCAUAAACGUGAGCAACUCUUGCUUCAAAGUCGGCCGUGACAGAUGCUGCUUUGCUAAUUUCUGAUAGCCCCCCCAGCAGCAAGCGACGGGCCCGCUUACCAACCACUGUUAAAGCAAUGCGCAUGCGUGAGUCGGCCUUUGCCUCUGUAAAAUAGAAGGGAUGAAAUCUGAAUGUCUACAACACUGUUGGAGGCUUUGCCACUUUGUCUCUGUGGGGGACUUGUGUUCUUAGUUGUUCCUUUUUUUUUUUUAAUUAAAAUGUUUUGACCUGAUAAAA